Messenger RNA from Penicillium argentinense, 1380 nucleotides. RefSeq lists its product as uncharacterized. The record is from RefSeq and is a predicted model, not a curated record. The coding region runs from base 1 to 1380 and encodes 459 amino acids. The transcript is spliced from 2 exons. Lineage: Eukaryota; Fungi; Ascomycota; Eurotiomycetes; Eurotiales; Aspergillaceae.
AUGGGCCACCCAACGGACGAUCCCAGUCGCAGUCGCGACGAUCCCCCCACCUCCUCCUCCCUCUCUCUACACACCCUCGAAGACACCACCGACCUCCCCCCUCCCUACACCGACGAGCCAGAACUCGCACCAGCCCAGCCAACCCCACAUUCCACAGCCAGCCACUUCACUCGCCCCCUCAUCCUAAUCGACAGCGCCUACCACCUCCCCGGCGCCGCCGAAAUCCGCCCCGAAGACAAGCGCGCCGCGACAACAUCCUCGAUCCUCUCGCGCGAUGCAGAAACCCUCUACCGCGCCAUCCGGCGCCAGAUGAAGCUGCCUCCGCGCCCAAUCCUUUCAGUCCGCGGCACGCAUUCCGAGAGCAGUAAUGACGGCAAGAAGAAGCAGAAUAAUACUGUGACGGAUUUCCAAUUCCAGCUGGACCUCGCCGAAACCAUGUUAACGGGCUGGGAGGCGGGACAGGGUGAUGGGAUUGCGAAUUGGUUUACUGCGUACGUGAAUAAAGACAAUGAUGAGAUGCUCGCGUAUCGUGGGGGCAGACUCCGGUCGCGCGCGCACACGCCGAAGAGCGCGAAGUAUGGCGCUAUUGCGUUGGAGGAUGAUAGUGAUGCGCGGCUUAUUGGGGCGGAUGCGGAGGCUGGGUCGGAGAGUCUUUCUGCGGUCGAUCGUGAGCAUCAUGUUUUGAAGCAUAUUGAUGCUGAUUUGAAGAUGUGGUGUGAGCGGUAUUGCCAGGAUCCUACACCUGUGAAGUCAUUUACCCUCCACCGCCACCUGAAAGCAUUCAACAAAAAGACAUUCACCAAUGCCCUCGAAACACACAUCCGAGACCUCAACUACCGCGGCAGCGUCACCUUCGACCAAUUCUCCGCUCACGGCUCAGUAACCGUCUACUCCCCACACUGGAUCAACCGACUCCGUCUGAACCGCUUCGUAUGGUGGACAGUCGUCAUCCUGCAGCUAUGGAUCAUAACCUGGCCGAUAAUCUGGCUCAUGGAAAAACGGUACGAAGUCGCCUCAACACAAUGGAACGCAGCCCUCGAAUCCGACGUCACGACCGGACUGCGUAACUGCUACGCUCAAGGCCGGGAUGAGUCUCAACUUGCUGCAUUCUGGGCCCCGGCUGUGAAGCAGGCGGCAUGGACUCGACGACAGGGCGACUGUGCCCUGUUGACGAGGAUCGAUGCGGAACGUGUGCAGGGUUUGACGACGGAGCAGUUGCUUGGGCUAAGAGAGAAUGAGUCGGCCGCGGAGAUUGAACGGCGUGAGCGGGUUAAUCGUGGCGAGGGAGGGUUUGUUGAUGGGAUUAUUGGGUUGGCUAGGGGUGUUUCGGAGAUUCAUCAGGAUUAUCGGCUUCGUAUGGGAUGGGGCGGAAGUUCCUAG